AUGGGAAUAUAUUAGUGGUAUUUUUUACUCAUUUUACUAUAAAUAUCGAUAUUAAAAUUUAACAAAAAUGUAAAUAAAUAUUUAAAAUUUAUUAAUAGAGCUUUUGACGUCACUAAUGUCAUUAUAGAUUAUUUUUAAAUUUAAUAAUGUGAUAAAUAAAAUCCGAAUUUGAUAAUAAUUUUCAUAUAAGAUAUUAAAUUAUAUUUAUUUGAUCAGAUGUCUGAAAAACUUUCUAAACAGUAGGAAUUAGAUACCAAGCUUUAUAGUCUUAUUGAAAUAGAGAAAAGGCGAUACAAAUAAAAAGGUUUGCACCUCAUUACUGCCUUCUUUCUAUGGGCUUGCUUUUUUAUUGGUUUACCUAUUUAUGGGAAAGUCUUAUGGUCCUACGUUCAUGAAUUUGUUGGAUAGAAUUUGAAAAUAUUAUAUCCUUCUGGAAUGAGUUUACUUCAUACUGCUUUUAUGCUAACUUGGUAUGGUUUAUUUUCCAUUCUCUAUUGCUAAAAUAAUACUGUAUUUGAAAAAUGGAGAGUCAACAAGAAUGGUAAGUGGCCAUGGUAAAAGGAUAAAAAGGAAUGGGAGGAACUCAAAUAAAAAACAUAUAAAUGCCUUGCUUUGCAUCAUCUGAUUGUCUUUCCUAUUAUCCUUCUAUUUGAUAGCUUUGUUACAGGACUUAAAUACAAAACGUCUUUGGAGUAAUUUCCUACCAUAGGAGAGUUCUUUUUAUAGAUACUAUUUUGUAUGAUUUGUGAAGAUUUUGGAUUUUUCUGGAGCCACUAUACUCUUCAUCACCCUAAGUUGUAUAAUAGUUAUCAUAAAAAGCACCAUGAAUAUGAGCAACCAUAUUCAAUCACAGCAGAAUACUCAAGCCUACCAGAAUAUAUUCUAGGAAAUCUAAUUCCAAGUAGCUUAGGUAUAAAACUAAUGGGAUCAAGAGUCCAUAUCUUUACUGCUAUUGCUUGGAUGAUGUGGAGGACCUAUACAACAGCAGAAGUACACUCAGGAUAUGAAAUUCCAUUUUCUCCUGUGAGAGUAUUUCCACUUUCAGGAAGUUCAUAUUUUCACAAUUUCCACCAUUCUCAUAAUGCAGGAGCUUAUGGCUCAUACUUUUUAUUUUGGGACCACUUUAUGAAAGUGGAUAGAGAUUUCUAAAAGUUUAGAUACACUGAAAAUGUGAAAGAAAUAGAAAAAGAAAAUUUACAACAAAAAAAAGGAAUUAAUCAAGAUUCAACUCCAAAUAAAAAGGUUGAGUGA
Tetrahymena thermophila SB210 is the source of this 1251-nucleotide messenger RNA. Its product is annotated as sterol desaturase. Gene Ontology annotation, molecular function: iron ion binding; C-4 methylsterol oxidase activity. Gene Ontology annotation, biological process: sterol biosynthetic process. Lineage: Eukaryota; Ciliophora; Oligohymenophorea; Hymenostomatida; Tetrahymenidae. The transcript has 7 exons. The record is from RefSeq and is a predicted model, not a curated record.